CUCAUAAAUAAGUAAAAUCACAACGAAAAAAUGUUGAAAAAACUUUUAGCUUUUCUUUUGAUUUUGCUGCCAAUCUUAGCGCUGCAAAAGGGAUUCAGCUAUCAUGUGGCAAAGCUCCUGCUGCCGGGUGAGACGCACAGCCAGGAGGCACAGAGCCUGAUGCAAAAGUUCACACACACAAAUCGCGUGCAAAUCUUUUGCCAGCCACAUGAGGACAUUUCUUUUUGGAAGAUCUUUCAAUGCAAUCGCCUACAUUUGGAAAUCGAAGAUGGAGCGGAUUACAACCAGUACAAGGAGCAGACCGCGCAUGAGAUCUACCAGGCACAUCGCCAGCGCAAGGAGUGGACCGAGGGCAAGGCCGUGUCGGGAAAGGAUAAGUACAUAGAUUUGAAGAAAAAUUCCAAUACCUGCUAUGGCAUCCACACGGAACUGGCCUACAAUCUCACACUGGAGACCACCGCCACCGACAAGUGGCGUUUGAGCAAAUUCUCGCUUGGAUUUAUUCUCUGGGUGGCUGCACCACACCUAGAGGACUUUCACUGCUGCCUAUACAGCGUGACGGCAUUCUUGGGCUACCAACUGGCCACCUGGAUUAUGAUUUACAUCACUGGACAUCUGCGCCUGGUGCUCGAGGGCUCCCUGUGGACGGCCUUCCAGGAAAUUCUCUACGAGCGGCCUUCCACCAUGGCUCUGGCAUUUACUGGUUGCUUUUAUGCCCUUGCCUUGGGCUGUAGACGAUUUGAUCAUAUUUUUUUCCAUCACAGCCGCUUUCGUCAAGUCCAUCGUUUCAUUCUCAGAGGCAUUGCCUAUUGGUUGAUCUACAGCGCCUCGGAUCACUCGGAAGUCGGAAUCUACUGUCUGUUGUACCUGUUUUUCUACACCAAGAUCUGGUUGCUCUUACGUUAUCCCUUUUGGGGUUGCUGCAAAGUGUUGCGCCUCAUAGUGGCGCCACCAAACAGGCACCAGUUCAACGAGGCCCAACAGGAGGCGUCGCAGGCAAUCUUUAAAAUCUCCCAAGGAAACUACGUGGCCAGCGAGAAUGUUGUUUUGGCCACGCCGCGCCCCUCCAAUUCAUAUCGCAACUUUGAGGCAGCUGGCGCGACUUCUACGCCUACAAUUCAGCGUGGCACUGCAGCCCAUCCACCUGGUUUUAUCUUCAGGGGCCACGACAUGGCAGACACGUCCAGAACCAUCUUUCGGGGUCGCUUUGACCCCAACGAGGAAACCUUCACUUCGGUAGGGAGUCAGCGUCCGAGUCAAACUUCUUCGACGACUGCACUGUACUACAACAUGAACUAUCGCGAGUCCAUGGGGGAUACACGCGAGCAAUUGUGAUCCUGCUCAAAAGAAACUCCUCUACACCUUAACCACAAGAAAACUGCGGGUAAAAAUGCACCAAGAAGACCAAGAAAGGAACAACUUGAGGGGUGCAAAGCACAAGCUAAACAAAAGAAAGAUGAAAAAACUAAAGGAAAAUGCAUUUGAUAAUUGAAAAGCAAAGUCCACACACGCACAGAACGCAGCAGCAGCAACAGCAACAGCAGCAGCAACAGCAGCACACGUGGAAAACCCACAUCAUGUGCAUAGGGAAAAACCUUUUCAUGCAGAGUGGAAAAUGCCCUCAAGGAAGCGGGACGGACGAGGCAGGACACGAGAAAUCGAAUCGGAAGCCAAAAGGAACAUUUCAACAUUUUGCCAUGGAAACUGCACGAGCGAGGGGGCAGGCUGUGGGGGUCAGGGGCGUGGCAGGCAAAGUGAUUUGAAAGGCAGCACAAAGUGGAGUCCAAGGAGAGCAGCCACAAAACGGAGUCCGAGCAGGAGUACUGGCCCGACCCGCCGCACAAGCGAACAGCAAAGUAGAGUCCUGGGUUCAAGGAAAAAGCCUAAAACUACAGUCCGUGGCAUACAAAUGGCAGCGGCAAUUGAAAUAAUUAUGGGCAAAAUGAGA
This is a messenger RNA of Drosophila subobscura, 1948 nucleotides long. RefSeq lists its product as uncharacterized. Bases 31 to 1335 code for a protein of 434 amino acids. The record is from RefSeq and is a predicted model, not a curated record. NCBI's taxonomy places the organism in Eukaryota, Metazoa, Arthropoda, Insecta, Diptera, Drosophilidae. Gene Ontology annotation, cellular component: nuclear envelope. The transcript has a single exon.